UCAAUCUCUCAUCAGCCAAUUACUUUGGGGCCCACUCUAAAUCUAAGACAAUCUCAUUUUGAGAUCCUUAAACUGCAACGACCCUUUUCCAAAUAAGAUCACAUUCACAGUUUCUGGGGAUUAGGACAUGAACAUAUUUUGGGGGAGCACCUUUGAACCCAUUACAAGCUCCUCUUCUUUUAGAAGUCAUGCUUGAUUAUUUAUAGAGUUAAAAAAGACCUUUCCCCUUACUCUCCUGAAUGAGACAAGCAGGUAGGUUAUGACUACAUUUCACCAAAGAGCUAUAAUUUUUCAAACAAUAGCCUAGAUAUCUGUUAAAGCCUAGAUUCAAGGUACACACCAGUUCUUGUAUGUCUGCUUCCCAAAACAAGAUGUUUUUGUAGUCCAGUAUUAUCAGUACAUUCAGAGAAAUCUCAUCUUUGGUAGAGAGUUAUAAGCAACAUGGGUAAUGUAUAAAUAUUGUCUAUGAUAAGAUAUUAAGGAAUACUACAAAUCCUCUGGUUUCUUUCUGUUUUCAGUACUCUGAAACUUUAAUCUCAUUUCCUAGUCAAAGAAGAGAAUAAUCCCAUUUCAGUGGAUUCUAAGACAUUGAUAUAUAACAGGGAUAAAGAGGUAACCCCUAAGUGGGAAAGAAUUACAGAAGAAUGUCAGUCAACCAAGAAAGGAAGAGUCAAGGAGUUCCUGAAGAUGCUCUGGCUAACCAAGACACAUCUUCAUUAACCGAUGUUGUAGAGCAAGUUGCAAAGCAACAACAAUCACAAACAUCAGAAAUAGAAAAAAACAAAAAAGUUCUGUUUCAUUUACAGAAUGAACUUCAUGAGCUAGAAAAACAAAUAGCAACUGUUUCUGCAGAAACUAAAGAAACAGAAAGGCUAAUUAAUCAGCAAGAUGUUGCCAUAGAGAAUAGCAAACUUCAGUGUGAAAACCUGGAAACACAAAUCAAAUCCUUACAUACAGAAAAUGUAAAGCUUAAAUUUGAUAUAGAAGUAGCCCAAGAAGAUUUCAAGGAACAUGUGAUAAAAUAUAAUGAAUACUAUGCAAAAAUUAAAGUGCAUAAAGAUAGCUCGGGGGAGGAAGAAAGCAAAUGGCCAUUUAUGAUUGAGCUACGUGAAAAACAAGAUCUUGUUAAAAAACUGAAGGUAAUGAAAGAGGAACUUAGGCAAGAUCUCCAGAAUCCAGAAGGAAACCGGAUGAAACAAGUACAGGAAGACAUUACAAAGCUAAAGGAUAAAAUCACAACUACAAAAGAAUCUAUCAUUGAAAAAACUUGUUUUCUUGAGGAAGAAAACAAGACACAUGAAAAAUUAAGAAAAGAAAUAGAGGUACAAAAUAAGAGAUAUGGUGCAAUUCUUAAGCGUUUGCAUUGUCAGCUGAACAAGCUUCAGUCAAAUAGAAAGCAAUGGCAGUGGAACAUUCAACAACUAGAAAAAACUGCAGCUGAACUAAGAAAAUGCAUUGCAAUGAAAGAUUAACAUGGCCAUAGGACAAUGUAGAGCACAGAGUAUUGCCACAAAAAUUACAGGCAAGAAUGUUGAGAAACCAUUCAAAUUCUUGUUUCUAAUUAAUUAGUUUUUAUUGAAGUAUAGUUGACAUACAAUAUUAUAUUUGUUUCAGGCGUGCAACACAGUGAUUCUGUAUUUAUAUAUCUUACCAAUGAGCUUCUGCUGUCAGAGGUCUGUCCUAAUGGCAGAUAUAUUUAUCUUUUUUUAAUUAGUCCUUCCACCCCUACAAUUGAUAGCAGUAGAAAGACAAUAGGAAUGCUUACAGAAGAAUAGUAGAUGACUCCAUUAACAUUUAUUAUGUAUAAGAUGUAUUGUACUCAUGAAUGCCUGUUUAUAAAUUGUUGCCUUCACUAUUAUUUGAAGUAAAAAUUUAGAAGAAAAGAAAUUCUUGAAUUUAUAAUGAUUUAAAUUGUUGAGAUAUUUAAAUGGUUGUCUGUUUCAAACUUUAUUAAAACUUAUUUUUUUACUAUGCCUUCACA
Molecule: messenger RNA, 1981 nt
Organism: Myotis davidii
Lineage: Eukaryota; Metazoa; Chordata; Mammalia; Chiroptera; Vespertilionidae
Gene: CCDC122
Product: coiled-coil domain containing 122
Exons: 6
Coding region: 645-1472 (275 amino acids)
Source: RefSeq, a predicted model, not a curated record